Eptesicus fuscus (big brown bat) is the source of this 1783-nucleotide messenger RNA. RefSeq names its product pipecolic acid and sarcosine oxidase (gene PIPOX). Gene Ontology annotation, molecular function: L-pipecolate oxidase activity; sarcosine oxidase activity; flavin adenine dinucleotide binding. The coding region runs from base 1 to 1242 and encodes 413 amino acids. The record is from RefSeq and is a predicted model, not a curated record. The transcript has 9 exons. NCBI's taxonomy places the organism in Eukaryota, Metazoa, Chordata, Mammalia, Chiroptera, Vespertilionidae. Gene Ontology annotation, cellular component: peroxisome.
AUGGCUGCUCAGAAUGACCUCUGUGAUGCCAUUGUGAUCGGGGCAGGCAUCCAGGGCUGCUUCGCUGCAUACCACCUGGCCAAACACGGGAAGAGAGUUCUCCUGCUGGAGCAGUUCUUUCUACCACACUCCCGAGGAAGCUCCCACGGGCAGAGCCGGAUAAUCCGAAGGGCAUACCCUGAAGACUUUUACACCCACAUGAUGGAUGAGUGCUACCAGAUAUGGGCCCAGCUGGAGCACGAAGCUGGAACCCAAUUAUACAGCUGCUCCAGCACCAACAAAGACAGCAGCCAUCACCGAGUCCUUCCUCGAAUCCCUUCCCCAAGGCAGACUGGACUACUCCUGCUGGGAGUAAAGGAAAAUCAAGAAUUAAAGACAACCCAGGCUACUUUGUCUAGGCUGGGGGUGAAACACCAGUGUCUUUCAUCUGAAGAACUGAAGCAACAUUUCCCCAACAUUCGGUUGGCCAAGGGAGAAGUGGGACUCUUGGAAGAGUCUGGAGGAGUUCUCUAUGCAGCCAAGGCCCUCCGGGCCCUCCAGGAGGCAAUUCGACAGCUAGGAGGCAAAGUGUGUGAUGGAGAGAAGGUGAUGGAGAUAAAACCAGGGCUACCGGUCGUAGUGAAAACCACCUGUAAGAGUUACCAAGCCAACAGCUUGGUCAUCGCAGCAGGUCCUUGGACCAACAGGCUCCUCCGUCCCCUGGGACUUGAGCUGCCUCUCCAGACCCUGCGGAUCAAUGUGUGUUACUGGCGAGAGAAGGUUCCUGGGAGCUAUGGUGUGUCCCAGGCCUUUCCCUGCUUCCUGGGCCUGGACCUCAGACUGGCUCCCCACCACAUCUAUGGGCUGCCCUCUGACGAGUACCCAGGGCUGAUGAAGGUCUGCUAUCACCACGGCAACAAUGCAGAUCCCGAGGAGCGGGACUGCCCCGCAGCAUUCUCAGACAUCCGGGACGUGCAAAUCCUGAGCCGCUUUGUCAGAGAUCACUUACCUGACCUAGAGCCCGAGCCUGCCAUUGUGGAGCAGUGCAUGUACACGAACACCCCUGAUAAACACUUCAUUCUUGAUCGACACCCGAAGUAUGACAACAUUAUCAUUGGUGCUGGAUUCUCGGGGCAUGGAUUCAAGCUGUCCCCUGUUGUGGGCAAGAUCCUGUAUGAAUUAAGCAUGAAGUUGACACCAUCCUAUGACUUGUCACCUUUUCGAAUCAGCCGCUUCCCUGGCCUGGGCAAAGCUCACCUUUGACCCCGACACCCAAGAAGUCCAGCAGCCUUUCUUUUGAGCACAGGGGCUGUGAAUAAAGCCCUCUGCUGGGAAGGCUUCUCGGGGGGAGGGAGUGGCUGUGGGAUGUCAUCCUCUUCUGCUUUUAGAGUCCCCCCCUAAACACCAGACGGUUGAAUGUACCUUCUUCCCUGGCCAGCUCCUCAAUCCCAUUACUUUCUUGCUUCUAGAAGGUCAAUCAAAUAUUCUAUCAUCAUGGAGUAGCAAGGACCUUUGAGAGGAUGUCGGUACAACGAGGGGCAUAAGGACCGGGGCAGGAGACCAAAGUGGUUGUUAAAAUUCUCUUUGCUGGGACAUUUGAUGAAUUGGAGAUGGGUUUGACUAAGGCUGCCCAGGGGAGGGUAAACAAGACGAUUUGUAGAUGACUCCUGCCCUUGAAGUUCCUUUUCCUUAAAACUAGAGCCACCCUCCAUCACAAGCUCUGCUAAAACCUGGCUCAUUGUGGGUGCACCAUAAAUGUUUGUUGGAAAAAAACACACACAUGUUGAAUCAACAAAUAAGUAAU